Messenger RNA from Aegilops tauschii subsp. strangulata, 333 nucleotides. The record is from RefSeq and is a predicted model, not a curated record. Lineage: Eukaryota; Viridiplantae; Streptophyta; Magnoliopsida; Poales; Poaceae.
AUGCGGGGGGGAGGCGUGGCCCCAGGCGGUGCAGUGAGCGGCGGGGCCGGGCGCGGUCGGCACGGAGCAGAGCAGCGGAGCGAGGCCGCGCCGCGUGGGGCGCCGUCGAGCGCGGCGGCCAGCCGCAGCGGCGGCGACGGGGAUAGCCACAGCGGGGACAAAGGAGGGGUGAGGGGCGUGGCCACGGGAGGAGGAGAUGGCGGGGACGAGGCGCGCCGAGGCACGGGGCCAUGGGGCGCCGGCCGGAGCGGGACGCGGGGUGCGGUGAGCGCGGUCGCGGGCGCGACCAGGGGCGAUCCCGGGCGCGGCCAACGGGCGCGCCCGCCACGGUGA